Molecule: messenger RNA, 1537 nt
Organism: Oreochromis niloticus (Nile tilapia)
Lineage: Eukaryota; Metazoa; Chordata; Actinopteri; Cichliformes; Cichlidae
Gene: mylpfb
Product: myosin light chain, phosphorylatable, fast skeletal muscle b
Exons: 6
Coding region: 147-659 (170 amino acids)
Molecular function (GO): calcium ion binding
Source: RefSeq, a predicted model, not a curated record
UUCCUGCCAAACCUGAUGGUGUGGCUAAAGUUAGCCCCCUAUGGGCUAGUAUAUAAGGCCCCAGGCAUUCAAUACCUACAUGUCAGUCACAUCGGCUUGGCGUAGGCUUCUCUUCUUGACCAACAACAACCUCACAAACUUGAGAGAUGGCACCCAAGAAAGCCAAGAGGAGGCAGCAGCAGGGUGAGGGUGGAUCCUCCAACGUGUUCUCCAUGUUCGAGCAGAGCCAGAUCCAGGAGUACAAGGAGGCUUUCACAAUCAUCGACCAGAACAGAGAUGGCAUCAUCAGCAAGGACGACCUCAGGGACGUGCUGGCCACCAUGGGUCAGCUGAAUGUGAAGAAUGAGGAGCUGGAGGCCAUGGUGAAGGAGGCCAGCGGCCCCAUCAACUUCACCGUGUUCCUGACUAUGUUCGGCGAGAAGCUGAAGGGUGCUGAUCCUGAGGACGUCAUCCUGAGCGCUUUCAAGGUCCUGGACCCCGAGGGCACUGGCACCAUCAAGAAGGAAUUCCUCGAGGAACUCUUGACCACCCAGUGCGACAGGUUCACCGCUGAGGAGAUGAAGAACCUCUGGGCUGCCUUCCCCCCUGAUGUGGCUGGCAACGUUGACUACAAGAACAUCUGCUACGUCAUCACACACGGAGAGGACAAGGAGGAAUAAAUCCUCGACAUCUCUACCUCUGUUGAAACCCACACUUGUCCAUACCCUUAAUUCUUCCUCCUCUCCACCAAUGAAACAUCUUCCUCGCACACACUCGCACCCGGGUCGGCUCUUUCUUCUUAUGAAAAGACUUGUCUCCUCUAUCGAGAUGUUCAGUGAGAGGACGGGAGGCUGUGGGGGUGUUUGUGUGUGAGUACCAACAGGGGAACAUGGGAUUAUUUUCAAUAAAAAAUAAUCUUGUGACACCGAAACGCUCUCUCUAUCUCUGUCCCUGCCUCUUCUUCCUCCAUCUUUUCCCUCCCCUACUCGCCCAUGACUCAUUCUGUCCUCCUGUGUUGAGGCCAACAGUGCAUGCAUCAUACCUACAUAUAUAUGCAUAUGCAGUUCAGUGUGGUUGGUCAAAAUGUCUCUUGGGUGCUGUGGUGCAUGCACAAUCACUUGCUUGAAACAGGCGAGCAGUCUGGCCCCGGCGGUCUGUUAGUCUCAACCGGGCACAGAGUGUUUAAUGGAUCCCUCCUUCUGUUUGUACCGGCCAGGAGUGCACAGUAAAAGAGUGGGAGUACUGCGCUAUAAUAGUUUGCCUACCCCUCUCUUUUAUUUAGACACUCUCUUAAACACAGGUAUGAAAGGAAAGGUUACAGUAAUAAGAGGAAAGCACGAUUUAAAAAAUCUUGUAAAUAGAGAAAGAGAUGGUGAAAGAGGGUGGUUGGGUGGGCGGCAUAAAAAAGCUAAACAAAAGCAAAACAGCUUUGUUUUUGAUUUUUCUUUCCACCCCACCUCACCCUACUGCUGUUUCCACUCCUGCUGUUGUGACUGUGUCUGUGUCUCCACUGUAACAAAUAAAGAAGUACAAAUAAAAUCCACUAUCUUUCGUACCA